AUGGUAUCAUACCACACAGCCCUAGGCAUGUAUCAAAAACCGCCCUCAACCGGCAGCGCGACUUCAUCCCCCGGUGUCGGUUCCACGUACCACCAGACCGCCACAGGGCACCACAUGGGCCACCACAUGAUGGCAACAGGUCACCACACAAUGCCACACCACCAUUCACCACCGUCACCAUGGUACCACCAUCCCCCAUACGGUGUCAACUCCUCAAACCAACAACUGUACCAAUACCAGCACCACCAAGCCCAGUACCUACCGAAUUGUUUACACGAAUCCGGGGUGAAUUCUUCGAGUGAGCAACAAAAUUUUACAAACCUGUAUCAUAAUUUGUAUCAACAACAACAGCCCCAAAAUUGGGGCUCCGAUUUCCAUUUCGCGGAGCAGCAGAAUUUGGCUGGUGGUUCGUCUUUGCCCCUAAAUGGUGGUAAUAUUGUCCCGUCGCCUCCGAUUACAGUGAGUGGUGGUAGUGAGAUUUCUUCGCCCGGUGGAGGUACUAAUGGAGAUGUUGACGAGAAACCUGGUUCUGGUGGUCGGUUGGAGGUUCCCGGUGGAGGCGCCGGCGGUGCCAACAGGGGCGCUUUGGUUAGAAGUCCUUAUGAGUGGAUGAAGAAGCCGUCGUAUCAGAGUCAACCUAAUCCAGGCAAAACAAGAACAAAAGACAAAUACAGAGUCGUCUACUCCGACCACCAACGUCUAGAACUCGAAAAAGAAUUCAGAUUCUCCCGUUACAUAACAAUUAGGCGAAAAGCAGAACUGGCCCAAAUGUUGGCCCUCAGCGAACGCCAAGUGAAAAUCUGGUUUCAAAACCGAAGGGCCAAGGAAAGGAAACAGGUUAAGAAAUUGGACGAACCUCCAAAUAAAACUGGUAAGGAACCACCUUUGGCUGGGAGUUCUUCUGGUGCUUCAGAAAUGGUUCUUGGAGGUUCUUAUUUGGGUGACCAUCAUCAUUUGAUGGGAAUUUGACAAGAU
Messenger RNA from Ctenocephalides felis (cat flea), 975 nucleotides. Its product is annotated as homeotic protein caudal-like. The record is from RefSeq and is a predicted model, not a curated record. Gene Ontology annotation, molecular function: RNA polymerase II transcription regulatory region sequence-specific DNA binding; DNA-binding transcription factor activity, RNA polymerase II-specific. NCBI's taxonomy places the organism in Eukaryota, Metazoa, Arthropoda, Insecta, Siphonaptera, Pulicidae. Gene Ontology annotation, cellular component: nucleus. Gene Ontology annotation, biological process: anterior/posterior axis specification; animal organ morphogenesis; cell differentiation. Bases 1 to 969 code for a protein of 322 amino acids. The transcript is spliced from 2 exons.